UUGCAAUGGUUUGCUGGUCAGUGCAGCGUUUCCUGUUCCUCUUUCUCAGCUGGGGUUGUGCAGUGUCCAGGCUAGUGACAGGCUGCCAGGGAACCCAGUGCCACGAGGGAUUCACCGGGACUCCCCUGCUUCCCAGGAGCUGGGGCUGCAGACACGAGCUGGCUCUCAGCAGCCAGUGCCAUGGGCUACGGGACGGAGCUGUGCGGCCCCCAGGCACACAGCGCCCUGCUGCAGCUGCAGGACUCUGAGCUGCGCCUCCUGGAGCUGAUGAAGAAGUGGAUGGUGCAGCGAGCCAAGAGUGACAGGGAGUACGCGUCCCUGCUGCACAACGCAUUCUGCCAGCUGGAGAAGCAGGAGUGCUUCGGGCAGCCCCCACCAGGAGACUACAAAAGCCAAAUCAGCAAGUCCUGGUGGGUGGUGGCGAGCCAGACAGAGGUGCUGAGCCAGAUCCUGCGGCGCCAUGCAGAGGACCUGGCCACCGGGCCCCUGAACAAGCUGAGCCUGCUGAUCCGCGACAAGCAGCAGCUCCGCAAAGCCUACAGCGAGCAGUGGCAGCAGCUGAACCAGGACUACGUCAGGACGAGCCAGCAAGAGCUGGAGAAGCUGAAGUCACAGUACCGGAUCCUGGCCCGGGACAGUGCCCAGGCCAAGCGCAAGUUCCAGGAGGCCAGCAAAGAUAAGGACCGGGACAAGGCCAAGGACAAGUACGUGCGGAGCCAGUGGAAGCUCUACGCCCUGCACAACCAGUACGUGCUGGCCAUCAAGGCCGCCGAGCUGCACCGUACGCUGUACUUCCAGCAGGCGCUGCCCGCCCUGCACCACUCCCUGCAUGGCCUGCACCAGGAGAUGGCGCUCGUCCUGAAGGAAAUUCUGCAGGAGUACGCUGAGGUCAGCAGUCUGGUUCAGGAGGAGGUGGGCUCCGUGCACCAGGAAAUCGCUCAUGCCAUUCAGGCGAUCGACCCCGCAACAGAAUACGACAGCUUUCUCCAGCAGCAGAGGUGUGUGAGCAAGAUCCCGCCCAGGGUGACCUUUGACGAGAGUCUGCUGGAGGAGAGCGAGAACCUGGAGGCCGACGAGCUGCAGCUGAAUGAGCUGACAAUAGAGAGUGUGCAGCACACGUGUGUACCGGGCACGGGUGGGCACUGGGACGUGAGGGGGCCUAGAAGGGCUGCAGCACUGGACUCUGGGCAGCCACCAGCCGGCUCCCGAACCCCUGGGGGGUGUCAGGCCUGGACAGCCACCGGCUGGCUCCCAAACCCCUGGGGGGUGUCAGGCCCGGCAGGGGACCCCUGA
Chelonoidis abingdonii (Abingdon island giant tortoise) is the source of this 1293-nucleotide messenger RNA. Its product is annotated as tyrosine-protein kinase Fes/Fps-like. Lineage: Eukaryota; Metazoa; Chordata; Testudines; Testudinidae. Gene Ontology annotation, biological process: regulation of actin filament polymerization. The record is from RefSeq and is a predicted model, not a curated record.